UCCACCUUCCCCCUCACCUCCCUUUCCGUGCGCAUAAAUAUACUCGCAAACGUCUCCAAGCUCUGAACUCUCUCUCUCUCUCUCUCUCUCUCUAAAACUGCCUCCUGCUCCACCCUCAAAUGCUCUGCAAAACUCUCUCUCUCUCUCUCUCAAAGCCUCCUAUGAUCUCCUUAUACUGCCAAAGACUGAUCAUCUCUCUCCGUAAUUGAGAUACGUACAAAGUGGAGGAUCCGUAUUUCUCUAGUUCUUGUUACUCUCAAUAUUCUCAGCGCUGUUCUUCAAAUUUAUAAUUGCUAUUGGUAAUAUGAAGCUUCGCAUUUGCAGAAGUUGAUCAUAUCCAAUCUAGUUCGGUUGCUGUUCUUGCUGUUUCAAUCUCGAAUCAUCUCCGAAGAAAGCAUUUUUUUUUUUUUUUUCCAGAACUGGCGUUCGAUUGUCGUUUUCAUCAAUUCUACGCCCGUUUAGGGUUUUGGAGACCGCGAGAGAGGAAGAGAGAGGGAAGGGGGCGUUGAAGCUCGCGCGCGUGAGGUGGUGAGCUCGCACGUGUGAGGGGAUCUCGUGAGGCUCGUGAAAGAUGCCUCACCGAACGACUUACUUCUUUCCGAGGCAGUUUCCUGAUCGGGGAUUUGAUGCGUCGGCGAAGAAGAUAUGGGAUCACGAGAAGAAGAUCACGAAAGAGAGCUUUAGUGUGGAUGGUGAGCGUAAAGGAGCCACCGAGGAGACUAGUGGGGGUGGUCGUAAGACCCCAUCAGCUGUAUCAGAUCUGUUCACGGGCGACAAGUUUCAAAGCAAGAAGCAAUUUGCGGCUUUUUACGGCUGGUUGGUUGAGAAGAAAGGGGAAAUACGAUCAUCAUCGGGUUACGGGAAGGCAAAGGUAAACGACGAUGACGAACGGGAGCUACUUAUCCCACCGGAAGCUGUGCCGGCUCCGGCGCCGGUGCCGGAGGUGGUAAUUACGAAAGAUCGGGGUUUCGACCGGCAGGCGUCGACGACGUUGCAGAGGCUGUCGAGUAUUGGGAGUAGCAGCUAUGCGGGGAGCUUGUUUUCGGGGACGACAUUGGAAGGAAUUGCGUCGAGCGUCGACGUUAAGGAUACGCAGGCCUCGGUGGUUUCGGAGACGACGACGACACUAAGGCAAGAUGAGGAGGAGCGGGAAGAGGAUGAGAGGAUUAGGGAAUCUCUGGCGGAGAAGACGAGGGAGAGUUAUUAUCUCCAGCUUACUCUUGCUAGGAGGCUGACUUCUCAUGCAUUGCUUGCCACCCAACCUUUGAUUUUGCAUGAGAGUGGGUUGGAGUUCUCUGGCAUUUCUUCUGAUGCCGAAACUGUAUCUUAUCGUCUUUGGAUUAGUGGUUGCUUGUCAUACACAGACAAGAUAUCAGAUGGAUUUUAUAACAUUAUUGGGAUGAAUCCGUAUCUGUGGGUGAUGUGCAAUGAAUUGGAGGAAGGUAGACGGUUGCCAUCUUUAAUGUCUUUGAAAGCUGUUGAACCCAGUGAGACAUCUAUGGAGGUGGUUCUUGUGGAUAGACAUGAGGACUCCCGCCUUAAAGAACUUCAGGACAAAGCUCAAGAACUGUAUUGUGCUUCGGAGAACACUUCAGUGCUGGUGGAGAAACUUGGCAAACUUGUUGCUAUCUAUAUGGGGGGUAGUUUUCCUGCGGAGCAAGGUGAUCUCCACAAGCGCUGGAAAUUGGUUAGUAGGAGAUUGAGGGAUUUUCAAAAAUGUAUUGUUCUCCCCAUUGGUAGCCUCUCAAUGGGACUCUGUAGACAUCGCGCAAUUCUAUUUAAGAAACUGGCAGAUCACAUAGGUUUGCCUUGCCGAAUAGCUCGAGGUUGCAAGUAUUGUGUGGCGGACCACCGUUCUUCUUGUCUUGUUAAAAUUGAAGAUGCAAGGCAGUUCCUGAGGGAAUAUGUAGUUGAUCUAGUUGGGGAACCGGGCAAUAUCCAUGGUCCAGAUUCCUCAAUCAAUGGGGGUUUAUUUUCAACAAUGCCUUCACCAUUUCAAAUUUCUCAUCUAAAAGAAUUCCGACAGCCUUAUGUGGAUAAUGCAUCGUGUACUCAAAUUCUAAACACAAAGGAUCCAUGUGCUUCUACUUCUGAAAAUCUUCUAUAUUCAGUAAACGGGAUAGAAAUUCAACAUAAUAGGGACAAUGACUUCCCUGAAAAUCAGAAGGAUUCUUUGAACGCUCCUAUUGCUCAAGAUCGUGGAGCAGUGGAAUCCACUGUGGUACCUUUUGAGUUCAAAGAGAAAACUGAUAGUUGCAUUCUUCAGAGUCCAGCAAUGCCUUUUCCCAAGGACAUUAUUUAUGAAGAUCUGGAUGUUGCUGCCAAGGCGUCAAUGCAUGAACAAUGGCUUGAUAGAGAGAAAGUUAUAAUAAGACAAUCUUACAAAGAAGAGAUUGUUGCUUCUGGAAGUUCAAAUGUGAACAUUGCUGGAAAGCAACCUAAAGUGGGCUUCUCUAGCCAACUAAAUGUCAAGGAAGUUGAGAACAGAGUUGAGAGUCAAGGCAGAUUCACUGCUCUAGCCAUCCCUAGAUAUUUGAAUCUUGAGCCCUCUCUUGCAAUGGACUGGCUAGAGAUAUCAUGGGAUGAAUUGCAUAUAAAGGAGCGUGUUGGUGCUGGUUCAUUUGGGACUGUGCACCGCGCUGAAUGGCAUGGAUCGGAUGUUGCAGUCAAGGUUCUAACUGUCCAGGAUUUUCAAGAUGAUCAAUUGAAGGAGUUCCUUAGAGAGGUUGCAAUAAUGAAACGUGUCCGCCAUCCAAAUGUGGUUCUCUUCAUGGGUGCAGUUACAAAGCGUCCACAUCUUUCAAUUGUUACAGAAUAUCUUCCUAGGGGCAGUAUGUAUCGCCUCAUUCACAGACCAACUUCAGGGGAAGUUUUGGAUCAUAGGAGGAGGUUACGAAUGGCAUUAGAUGUGGCCAAGGGGAUCAAUUAUUUGCAUCGUUUGAAUCCUCCAAUAGUGCAUUGGGAUCUUAAAUCUCCAAAUUUAUUGGUUGAUAAAAAUUGGACAGUAAAGGUGUGUGAUUUUGGGUUGUCCAGAUUCAAAGCUAAUACAUUUAUACCAUCAAAAUCUGUUGCUGGAACAGUAGAGAAUUUUCUUCGCACUGCAUCAAUCAGCUUGUAACUCUCUUGGUUUUCAUUUCAGCCUGAGUGGAUGGCCCCAGAAUUCCUCCGUGGAGAGCCCUCAAAUGAGAAAUCUGAUGUUUACAGUUUUGGAGUCAUCCUAUGGGAGCUUUUGACCAUGCAGCAGCCAUGGAAUGGACUUAGCCCUGCACAGGUAUGAUCAAUAAGCAUUUGCAUUCCAUUGAACGUAUGUUAUGGUGGUAGGAGGUUCUGGUGAUCAAAUGCUCAUUCUUACAUCAGUUGGUUGGAUGUAGCAAAUUCUUCAGUUGGUUGGAUGUAGCAAAUUCUUCAGUAGCAAGCCAUCUAACUAUAAUUGUUAGGGCAGGACACAUGUUGUGCUGUGCAUUUCUCUUUUUGACCCUUGUUGACAUGACAUCUCAAAUUUUCAGGUGGUUGGAGCUGUAGCUUUCCAAAAUAGAAGGCUUGCUAUCCCGCAAAAUACAUCCCCCAAGUUGGCCAGCCUCAUGGAAUCUUGCUGGGCGGAGUAAGAUUACCAGUCCUCUAGUUAACUAUGACAUGCUACACCAACCAAUUAACACAGAAAACCUGUCAAAAUUCAAUUCACAUAUGGAGGACUACUCUUUAGCUUUCAUAAGACUUGGCUGGAAGCACUUUUCAACAUUAGUUUUGCAGUGCAGUAAAUUAUGUGCUGUUAGACAUGAAAGAAAGGCUGCAAAAAUAAAAAGAAAAUUAAAAAAAGCGAAAAAUUAGAGAUGUGGUUGGCAUGGACACCAACUUCGAGAGGGUAGGACACAUUUUCUGCUACAUAAAUGAUGUACUCUCAAAACAUAUUAGGAUAAGAAGUGAGUUAUUAGGAUUCCUACUCAAAUCUCCUAAAAUCGUGGAGUUAUAUUUAGAUUUGUCUUGGAGUCUCUUUUUGUGACUGACUUUCUUAAACGUACACUAAAUUAAUUUAUCUGCACUUGGGGUGCUGGACCUAUUAGAAGGCAAUGAAGGAUGGGUGUGUGUGUGUGUGUGGGGUGGGGAGAGAGCUUUCAAAAAAUUCUAGGUGGGGAUGCUCCAAAGUCUCAAAUGGGCAUUUCUUGAUGGGAACCAUGGUAGAACCCCACUUUGUCUCUCUCUUGGAUCAUUUCUAAUUCAUAAAUUGCAAGGGAGUGUUUCUUGCAGUGGUUUAUUAGUUCUUUUAUUUUUAUACAUCAUCCUUGGGAAAGUACUUGUGAUUGGAGUAGUUCGUCACAUUUCCUCCCUCCGAACAAACGGAAGAUAAGAGGCAUCAUAGUAUAUAUAUAUAUAUAUCAAUAACCUUUUUCUUUGUGAUUAAAUUUAUUAUAGUUCGAGUUUCAUAUCCU
Malania oleifera is the source of this 4427-nucleotide messenger RNA. RefSeq names its product serine/threonine-protein kinase CTR1. The transcript has 13 exons. NCBI's taxonomy places the organism in Eukaryota, Viridiplantae, Streptophyta, Magnoliopsida, Santalales, Ximeniaceae. The record is from RefSeq and is a predicted model, not a curated record. Gene Ontology annotation, molecular function: ATP binding; protein kinase activity. Gene Ontology annotation, biological process: protein phosphorylation. The coding region runs from base 572 to 3118 and encodes 848 amino acids.